CCCACGUGUUCGGACACCGCCUCACCGGUGCGGCGACACGCACCGGCCGUCACCUGCGCUACUGUAAUUCCGCCAUAUUCCUUUUUCUCUGGGAGCGAGCGAGCUGGUACAGCGGCCCGAGAUGUCUGAGCUGCCGGCAACCUGCAGUGUCUCGCCCACCAACGUGGAGGAUGGGGACCGCGACGCCCCGCAGGAGGAGGUAGGCGGCGGGCCGCUGGAGCCGGCCCGGGCGCGGCCUGAGGAGACCGGGGAAGUUCCAAUGGCGGCUGCCAGGGAAGUUCCAGUGGCGGCGGCCGGGGCAGCUGGGAUGGCGGAGGUCGCCCGACUGGUGGCGGAGCCAGCGGAGGAAGAAGGUCAAGAGGGCUGGCCCGGGAACGGCUCCGGCCUGGCUGCGUUGCCUCAUCUCAUUUUUCGCGCGUUGAGCGUUUGGGAAAUGACUUACCAGCAGUUAGUCCGCCACUUUCAGCAGCUCUACGUGAGGGCUGUGGUCAGAAUGCAGGGGCCUGAACACCAUGGGAGAUUUCUGGAAGAAGAGUUUGAUGCCGAACAUCCGCGGAAUCCCCAGAGGAUGGAUUUUGAUAUUUUAACAGGUCUCAUAACUGACUGCAUCUGA
Messenger RNA from Manis pentadactyla (Chinese pangolin), 613 nucleotides. Its product is annotated as EP300-interacting inhibitor of differentiation 2-like. Gene Ontology annotation, biological process: negative regulation of DNA-templated transcription. The coding region runs from base 122 to 613 and encodes 163 amino acids. Gene Ontology annotation, molecular function: transcription corepressor activity. The record is from RefSeq and is a predicted model, not a curated record. Gene Ontology annotation, cellular component: nucleoplasm. The transcript has a single exon. Lineage: Eukaryota; Metazoa; Chordata; Mammalia; Pholidota; Manidae.